Messenger RNA from Drosophila bipectinata, 1215 nucleotides. Its product is annotated as angiopoietin-related protein 3-like. The record is from RefSeq and is a predicted model, not a curated record. NCBI's taxonomy places the organism in Eukaryota, Metazoa, Arthropoda, Insecta, Diptera, Drosophilidae.
CUUUCAGUAGAAAGUUAAGUUCAAUCAUAAAAAUACAAGAUGAUCUUCCCCGUGGCCCUCAUUUCUGCCAUUACCCUAAUUUCCGCCUCCUUGGGAUCGGAAGAAACCUGCCAUCCCCUGGAAGAAGAGUGCGAGACCAUUAAUGUGCAACGGUACUUCGAGAAGUGCCACAAGAAGGAUGUCCAACUUCUAAGGUGCAUGACAGACUAUUCGGAACUUCAGAAACAAUACUCGGAUUUGCAGAGCGAGGAUCUAAAACAAUAUGCCCAGAUAUCCAAAUGCCAACAGAGUUAUUCGGACUUGGUGAGAAAGCAUUGGGAAGUGCAGAGUCAACUUAGUGAUGAGAAAGUUAAAAAUGAGCAGUUGCAUUCGAAGCAUCUGGAAGUUGAAAAUCUAAAAGCUCUAAUAAAGCAACAAAGUGAGGGAAUCGACAUCCUAAAAGAUCAAAUUAGGGAACUAAAAGAAAAAAGUGAACUUGCAACGUUGACUAAUCAGUUCCGCGAAAACAUCGAUAAGUUGGAAAAAAUAGUAAAGAACGGAGGAAUUCAUGAAAAUAAUCCAACGAAGUCGGAAGUAGGAACUGGGGAGGUCCCAACAACUCCACUGCCUAAUAUUAAGAUUGAGACGACGCCCAAAACAGAAACCAUAGAUUUUCCAGAUCCUUGUCCACGAGACCAAGAACAAUUAAGAGUCCUCCGCGAAAUCAAACUACCAGGCUUAGACCCGUUUAAAGUGGUUUGUAGAUCAGAUUCGUCUAUUGGAUCUAGAUGGUUGAAGGUUCUUAAAAAAAUGUCUCAUUCACAAAUAUUUAAUCGCACGUAUGAGGAUUAUGAACGUGGAUUUGGCGAUGUCGGAACUGAUGGUUCCGGUGAGUUCUUUAUUGGACUCAAUCGAUUGCACCGUCUGACCAGUGGAAAGCGUAAUGAAGUAGUUUUAUACGACACUUUGGGGCGAAGCAGAUGCGACCAUUUUAUUGUGGGCGAUAGAAGCGACGGGUACAAGGUGAAAAGUAUUGGCAAUUGUAAUGGAUACGGCGCGAUGAGCCCUAAGCAGGACUCCAAAUUUUCCACCUUCGAUAGAGAUGAGGAUGGAGUUCCUGAUCGUAAUUUGGCGAAGGAAGAAGGCUUUGGCUGGUGGUUCGACCCUGGUGUGAGUUCUGCACCUUAUAGCCCCGAAGAGUUUUACAUUAAUAUGUACAUCCGAAGAACAGAUUGA